This is a messenger RNA of Priapulus caudatus, 1932 nucleotides long. RefSeq lists its product as uncharacterized. The coding region runs from base 345 to 764 and encodes 139 amino acids. Lineage: Eukaryota; Metazoa; Priapulida; Priapulimorpha; Priapulimorphida; Priapulidae. The record is from RefSeq and is a predicted model, not a curated record. The transcript is spliced from 4 exons.
CCACUCAAGGGAAACAGUCACAGUGUCCUUUCUGGACAGCUAGCCAUUCCCAAGAGGUGACCAAGCAACACCAGUUUGACGUUGAGUGUACAUGCAUUAUCCAGAAGAUGUAAUUCUCUUGUGUGGUGAUGGAUUCUUGAAGUUACUGGGUCAAGGUCGGGUUGACCUCAGGGUAAGAAUGUUAACCUGCUGCUCAUUAGCUGCAUAACACAGUCAUGAUAUUCUGCUAUUGUAACUCAGGGGCAGUAAUCGGUUGAGCGACAGUGAUCAGCAACAUUAGGAGUUCUAGCUAACUCUGGAAAGCUACUCAUAACAUCGGGCGCGAUUGCGAUUUCAGUUCGACGAUGAAGAACAAGAGCAUCUCUCAUCGAAAUACGUUAACGCACAUGAACUCCCAGCAGGGGGCAGCACGUUUUCAGACGGGGCGACAAAUCUCGGCGAAGGAACACUACAUGAGUCGAACGCGAUAUGCACCGGGAGUUAAUGCAAAGCAGCCAUUGUCGUUUGCUGGAAAACAAGAGAACGGUAAUCUAGCGGGUUUCCCAAAGGUCAACAACAUCAGCUUAGAAGAGACAAACAAGCGAAACUCUGUGAACGCGUCGAACAGUAGAACGUCUAAUCCUUCUGCGAAGGACACCAGGCCCCCCUGGCGGCCGUCCUACAACGUAUCGAAUGCACGCGAGAGCUCGGCGGUCGGUAACCGAUCGGCUGGCCUCAGCAAGGCGACCGGACGCACCGACUGGGCUGCAAAGUACCUCAAGUGAGCGCUCGUCUGCCGAUCACGGUGCCACACUGAAGAAGGGACUUCUCAACGCUGGGAUAAUGUGAGCAGGCGUGCGCGCAGAGGACACGCGGCUGGCGCGCAUGGCUCACUGUGAACAUUGUUACCAGCAAUUAUGACCACAUCUCGUGGGGCGUCUGACCAGCCUGUCUGCACUGUCGACGGAUGAGGGGCAUGUUUUAACGAUCAGCCAAGCGGUUUUAACCUUACCCCCCUCUCCCCAACCUAUUGUCCCUAAGCCCUACCACCUCUCCCCACCCUAUCGUCCCUAAAACCUACCACCUCACCCCAUCCCAUCGUCCCUAAGCCCUACCACCUCAUCCACCCCAAUCGUCUCUAAGCCUACCUCCUCACCCCACCCCACCCCACCCACCCCCCACCCCUAUCGUCUAACAACGGGCCUUUGUGCCGACAAAGGUUACCCCAUUGUAGAAUCAUUGAGCUAUCGUAGUGUGCUCGAUUUGUUUUAGAGCAUGACAUGACUUUGCGGUGUGUUGCGGCGCGUCUCUGUGCAGGCAUGUUGUCCGGAUCGUUGCAACGCGGGUCAAAUGUCGGUGGCACCACCUUGUGUACAAAAAAGUGAAUAUUUUUGUAAAUAGCCGUUGUGCGCGUGGAAGCAUAGUGAUGCUUGCGUAUCGAAGAAUUUGUCUUUGAUAUCGAAUUUGUUAUUUAAGUGCAACAAAAUACAGUGCUCACUGUGUUCGCUUCAAUUGUCAACAGAAAUUGAUGGAUCUCCUGCUGCCUAGUUGCUCUGAUAACCCAUGAUUUGAUCUUUGUAAAUGCAUGCAUGUAUAACAUUUGCAAACUCUGCUGAGAUGAACUUGAAAAGGCAAAGAUAUACACGAUAUCCCUCAUCUGUUUAUAUAGACGUGGAAUGCGCGUCGUGAUUUCAAAUGGUAUAAAAAAUCUGCAAGCUCAUUUUAGAAUUGGCUCUUCAUCAAUAAAAAAAUAAUUUAAAUCAAUUAAACAAAAUAUAUAAACUUGUAUAUAUAAAACAUCAUUUUAGUUUCAUUUCAUAAAUUGCCAUACUUUGUUUAAGCCACCAAAUAAGGUUUUGUAUUGAACAUAGAUCAGGAGGCUACAGUGUGGGAUUCGGUGGAUGUAAUGUAUUGAUCAUUUCCAACCUAUUCACAAAUCAAUAUGACAAAGAA